Molecule: messenger RNA, 848 nt
Organism: Plectropomus leopardus (leopard coralgrouper)
Lineage: Eukaryota; Metazoa; Chordata; Actinopteri; Perciformes; Serranidae
Source: RefSeq, a predicted model, not a curated record
GGUCGUACGGCUGCGUGUUUAAAGCUCAUUAUAAAGAGACGGGGGAGAUCGUAGCCAUCAAACAGGUUCCUGUGGAGUCUGAUCUUCAGGAGAUCAUCAAGGAAAUCUCCAUCAUGCAGCAGUGUAACAGUCCUCAUGUGGUUCGGUACUACGGCAGCUACUUCAAAAACAGUGACCUGUGGAUCGUUAUGGAAUACUGUGGAGCCGGAUCGGUUUCUGAUAUCAUCCGAAUACGCAACAAGACGAUAACAGAAGAGGAGAUAGCGACCAUCCUGCAGUCCACUCUGAAGGGUCUCGAGUAUCUUCACUUCAUGAGAAAAAUCCACAGAGACAUUAAAGCAGGAAACAUCCUGCUGAACACAGAGGGUCAGGCCAAACUGGCCGACUUUGGAGUUGCUGGACAACUGACGGACACCAUGGCGAAGAGAAACACGGUCAUCGGCACGCCGUUCUGGAUGGCUCCAGAGGUCAUACAGGAGAUCGGCUACAACUGCGUGGCAGACAUCUGGUCUCUGGGGAUAACGGCGAUAGAGAUGGCCGAGGGGAAGCCGCCCUACGCCGACAUACAUCCCAUGAGGGCCAUUUUCAUGAUUCCUACCAACCCUCCACCGACGUUCAGGAACCCAGAUCUGUGGUCUCCGGCAUUUAGAAACUUUGUCAGCCAGUGUUUGGUGAAAAACCCAGAACAAAGGGCGACUGCCACGCAGUUGUUACAGCAUCCGUUCAUCAAGUCAGCCAAGCCCAGCUCCAUCCUCAGAGCGCUGAUCACAGACGCCAUGGAGAUCAAACUCAAGAGACAAGAGGAGGCAGAACAGAGAGAGCAGGACGCAGAAGAUGAUGAUAAUUCG